UUCAAUUCAAAUAUUAUGAGUGACUAAUAUCUCCCACCCUUCCACAUUCACACUUCCCACAGCACAAGAAUACCAGACACAAUGCACGGAAACACGCCGGUGAGAAAGCCACACACCUCCACCUCCGAUCUCCUCACCUGGUCUGAACUUCCUCCGCCGGACUCCGCCGCCACCGCCUCCGCCUCCGCCUCCUCCGGCAUCCGCUCUCGCCAGCCUUCCGAUAGAAUCAGCAAGGUUCUCCAUGGCGGCCAGCUCACUGAAGAAGAAGCUCAAUCUCUAACCAAGAGCAAGCCGUGCUCGGGGUAUAAAAUGAAAGAGAUCACUGGAAGUGGUAUAUUUUCAGCCAAUGCUGAAGAUUCAACAUCAGAAGCAGGUUCUGCAAAUUCAAAUGGCAGAACAAGCAGACGCUUAGUUCAGCAAGCAGUGAAUGGAAUUAGUCAGAUAUCAUUCAGCACUGAGGAAAGCGUUUCUCCUAAGAAGCCUGCCACUAUACCUGAGGUUGCAAAGCAGCGCGAACUGAGUGGGACACUGCAGAGUGAAUUGGACAGUAAGAGCAAUAAACUAAUCUCAAAUGCCAAGACCAAGGAGCUCACUGGAAAUGAUAUAUUUGGUCCUCCACCUGAAAUUGUGCCUCGUUCAGUGGCGGCUGCACGCAUUACGGAAUCAAAGGGAAGUAAAGAUAUGGGAGAACCUCUUCCCAGAAAUUUGAGAACAUCAGUGAAAGUUUCAAAUCCUGCAGGUGGCCAGAGUAAUGACUUAUUUGGUGAAGCACCCGUUCUGAAGACAUCAAAAAAGAUACAUGACCAUAAGUUAGCAGAGCUGACGGGCACUAAUAUCUUUCAGGGAAAUAAUCCUCCAGGAUCAGCAGAAAAGCCUCUGAGCAGGGCCAAGCUUAGAGAAAUGACUGGAAGCAACAUAUUUGCUGCUGAUGCAAAGGCAGAAACCAAAGACCCGAUUCGAGGUUCCCGCCAACCCCCUGGAGGAGAGAGCAGCAUUGCCUUACUUUAAGUGACGGCAUUCUACAAAUCUGUCUGAACUCACACGUUUUUAGGUACAAGGUUCAGUGUGGUUGUUCCGUUAUCAGCAUUGUAAUUUGUCAGUUUCAACUUUUAGCUAGAACGGGGCAUAAGUCACUCUUAGUUAGCACUUAAAUAAGCAAAGGUGAAACCGGUCUCACCUGGAUGAUGUUUCAGUGUUCACUUAUCCCCACCCUGCUAAUUGCUAAAGAAAACUUCAAUUAUGCCUCGUUUUCUUGAGUAAUCAAGGUCAAGGAACAUAUUUGAUCCUGCUGUUGUAUGACAUAGACUUGAGGGUGCAUUAAUCUUCCAAGGUAGGUACGUGCAAACAAACACUCCAGUGCAAGUCAUGUGAUUGUAGAAUCUGACUUCUAUGUGUAUUUUAUUUUUUUAGUUUUUUCUUUUAAUGUUUCAUGCAAACUUGUUCGGCCUAUUUCUCCUUUGCGGCUUGGAGAAUGGUGAUUAUUGUUAGUUGAACCCAUUUAUGUGUAUAUCCAACAAGUUAAUCUUUUGAAAUAA
This is a messenger RNA of Lotus japonicus, 1535 nucleotides long. RefSeq lists its product as uncharacterized. The transcript has 5 exons. The record is from RefSeq and is a predicted model, not a curated record. Bases 82 to 1008 code for a protein of 308 amino acids. Lineage: Eukaryota; Viridiplantae; Streptophyta; Magnoliopsida; Fabales; Fabaceae.